This is a messenger RNA of Durusdinium trenchii, 2844 nucleotides long. NCBI's taxonomy places the organism in Eukaryota, Dinophyceae, Suessiales, Symbiodiniaceae. The record is from the annotation of a GenBank genome assembly.
AUGAGGAGUGCCGAAUCAGAGUCCGAAUCUGGUUCUACUACUGGUGAUGAUGGAUCUGAGUCUGAGUCUUCCUGCAGUCACCCAAACCCAGCAGCUAUGGAAGUAUCGCUUUCACUUGAACGCUUGCAGUCCCUACAUGCACUUCAAUCAGGCCCUGGUAAGCCCAGCUCCUACUCAGAGAGUGGAAUGUCAGUAAACCGGUGCAAAAAAGCACUGCAGAAUCCACCUUGUCCUUGCAAGUGCACAUUACCACUGAAGUUGCUGAUUCUUGUUUGCCAAAGCUUUUGGCAGCUUUCAAAAGCUGCCCAAGACAGCCUCCUAUGGAGCAUACAACUUGAGGGGGGCGCGUGCAACCGCAGAUCUUGGAACAUAGCUGGGUACCCUGUGUGCCGUGAAGCAUGGUUGUGCUUCCUGGGGGUUGGCAAGCAACGUAUAUCCCGAUGCAAACGCAAGUUCCAUGGCAAGGAUGAGCGCAGUGUGACAUGUCGUGGAGGACCAGGAUCGCGGCCAGCCUUGAAGACCGCCUCGGUCGAGGCAUUUUUUGUGCACAUAUACUGGAGCGCAGGGGAGCACAUGACGACAAUGGGAUCUGCCAAGUCAAUGCUUGAGCUAUCCGACGAGAAACUUAGACAAGAUCUCCUCGAUAAACUAAUCGAUGCCAAGUUAUCAGGACCGACCACACAGUUGGGAUUCCAAUGCAAUCCGGAACUGCUACCAGAGAGAUGCCUACCCCAUGGAAAUUGGUCAAACCUCUUCACAAUCUAUGCAGCUUAUGCUGCUGCGGAGGGAGAGCAGUGUGCAUCCAAGUCAGUAUUCUACACCAUCGCCAAAAGAUGGAAGGUUUGCUUGCGGUUUCCCAAAGCCAGUAUGCACUCAGUAUGCAAGACAUGCUCUACCCUGAAGAGUUCCCUUGCAAAUGCAGCAGACUUCAUUGAACAUGCGAAGAUUUCUGCCAGACUUUUGCAUCACUACACAGUUCAAUGGAGGGAUCGCCAAGUCUACUGGCUGGCCAGAUCCAGAUCGAAGUUGGAGCGGGACCUGAUGUGCAUGAUCAUCGAUUCAUACGACAAAGCGAAGUUGUGUCUACCGCGUUUUCCGCAGAAGCGGACUCCGAAGGACUCCCUGUACGAGAGUUUGAGAAGAACGCAAAUGACUCUGACAUGCAGCAUCGCCCAUGGAUUUGGCAUUUACUUCUAUCUUUCAGACGAAGGCCUUCCAGUUGGAGCCAGUUGGACGAUUGAAAUUGCAAUGAAGUCUUUGGACUACGCUUGGGCAUUCGCUCGCCGUCAGGGAAAAUCCUUUCCUUAUGAGUUGUGGCUGCAAAGUGACAAUGCAGUCAAGGAAGGACGGAACAGCUUCAUUCACAAGCUCCUAUGUCUCCUGACUCAGGGUGGGUAUUUCCGUCAGACCACGGGAGCCUACCUGGAGGUAGGACACACCCACGAGGAUGUAGAUGCUGCAUUGGCCGUGGUCACCGCAGCAUUGAAUGGAUGCUCUGAUCUGCAAACUCCACGCGACAUCAUCAGGGCAAUAGAGAACCGAGUGGCACCUUUAUUUGCAAAGCAUGGCAUGGAAUGCAUUGUGGAAAAGGUGGGUUCAGUGCGGGACUGGAAAGCCAUCAUGCCCCCUGAUGUCCAUCUCUACAAUGCGUACAAAGACCGCAAAAGGAAUGCAAAUGAUGAUGAUGUUGCAAUGAAGGUUCCUCAGAUGUUCACAUUUGUGAAGCGGGAAGAUAUGCCGUCGCAUGCCCACUUGAUGCCGGCGGAAAGCCGAGUACCUGUGCGCCUCCGGGGUUGUGGCGAGCGGAAAGAUAUUUUCGCCCUUACGAAAACCAACAUGUCGGACGAGUACUUGUGCCAGGAUCCCAUAUUGGUCUAUCCACAUGGCCUCCACGGAUCGACCUGCCACUUCUGGAACCGUGUGAUGCAUCCAAGCCCAGGUCUUCCAGUGGUGCUACCAGACAUUGAUGAUCAACGAUGCCAGGAGCUGCAGACCCUGGCCACGCAGUUGGAAAAAGACUUUGCACACUUCAGCAGGGCAGCUCUUUACUACAGGACGCUGGCAAACAAUGAAGAGGAGGCAAAGCCUCUUUCAUCCUUCCAGUUCAUUGCGGAUGGACCGACCGCUGACCAAAGAGUUGGGGAGGUUGAUCUUGGCGAGAGGCCUGUGGUGGAGAAAGAGAACUUUGGCGAUCACAUCAACAGGGUGUUUUCAGAGCGCGAGCUGUUUGUGCAGGUAGUGCAUCACUAUGUGCUGGAUAAAUUUGAUGUGGGUGGAAUGCAGCGGCCUACACUCUCCCUGGUUCCACAGACUACUCUCAACGAGUUCUACCUCCCGUUGCACAAAUUUGACAUUGGCCCCGGAGCGAAGAAUGGAUUUUACCCACAAAACCAGCAGAUUGCGAAGCACUUCCGGGAGUUCUUGGGAGGAUACUUGCCGCGUGAAAUUGUGGAGGUUAAGUCUCUUGACGCAGACUUGCAAGGCGUCAUGAAGAAUGCAGAGCCCUUCGAUUGGCACAGAAUCAACUUUGUGCUGGAGGCUGCCUUUAAUGCAUGGCAAGAGCAGUUGGGCAGUGACCAGAUACUUUUUGAACAAGCUCAAAUCAUGAAUGAAGCUGAAGUCAAAGAGCCACCUCUCAAGAAGAUCAAAAUUGAAACUACAGACACGUGCACUGAGCAGGAGCUGGGCAACCUUGUCAACCCGCAGAAGUUCAGCAUCAACAACAAUUCAGAGCUGGUGGCCUCUGGAUCUGGGGACACCAUCUUCUUGGCGUCCAAGGGCAAGAACAAUUUCCUGGCCCAUCGUGAGAUGCUGCUUGUUGGCAGCCACGUUCAACAUGUGUGA